AUGGUCGCCGAAAACUUCGAGGCAGUCCUGAAGGGCAAAUAUCCAGCCAAGGACCAUGCCAAGCGUGUUACCGAGCUCUUGCGCGAAAAAGUUCCUGGGGUCAAUGGUUUCAUAUACCUUGAGUCUACCAUGACUAAGAUGCAGGAAGACAAUGACAGUCCAGUUCCUUUCCGGCAACGCCGGUUCUUCCACUAUUUGACGGGCUGCAAUGAAGCCGAUUGUUUCUUCAUUUACGACAUUCAGUCUUCCAAGUCGACCCUUUUCAUCCCGCCCAUCGAUCCCGAUGAUGUCAUCUGGUCCGGUCUCCCGCUUAGCAUCGACGAGGCUCUCGCCAAGUACGAUGUCGAUGACGUCCGCUUUACCACCGAUAUCAACAAGGCGCUAUCGUCUUUUAGCACGGCGAAUCCCGGGUCGACAGUGUUUUCUAUCGAUGGCCAGGUUUCGGACCAUAUUGAUCUAUCCAUUUUCUCCAAGAAGAACCUGUCCGCCGUCAAGGAGAUCAUCAACCGCAGUCGCGUGGUCAAGGACGAGUACGAGGUCGCACUGAUCCGCAAGGCCAACCAGAUCUCGGGUUGGGCCCACAAGGCCGUCGUUGAGAAAGCCAGGACGGCUAAAAAUGAGAGUGAACUCGAGGCUGCCUUCCUUGAGAAGUGUGUGGCCCAUGGCGCCAAAGAGAUGGCCUACCACCCCAUCCUUGCGUCCGGUCGGGCCGCCGCUACAUUGCACUAUGUCAACAACAGUGCGCCCCUUCAUGGCAAGAUUAAUCUGCUAAUUGACGCGGGUGCUGAGUGGGAGAACUAUUCCUCUGAUAUUACGAGAACCUUCCCUUUAAACGGCAAGUUCACCCCAGACUCCCGUGCUCUCUACGACAUUGUCUACAGGAUGCAACAGGAGGCGAUUGAGCAGAUCAAGCCGGGUGUGCUCUGGGAUGACGUGCACACACAUGCGCACAAGGUUGCCAUUGAGGGCCUUUUAUCCCUUGGCGUUCUGAAGGGAGACAAGGAUGAAAUCUUCGAGUCGCGCACCAGCGCUGCCUUCUUCCCUCACGGCUUGGGCCACUACCUCGGUCUCGAUACGCACGAUGUCGGCGGGAACCCCAACAGUUCGGACAAGGACAUUUUGUUCCGUUACUUAAGGCUGCGCAACAAGCUGGAGGCUGGUGCCGUCGUGACUGUGGAACCAGGAAUCUACUUUUGCGAAUUCAUCAUAAAACCGUACCUCGAGGAUCCGAAGCAUAGCAAGUUUAUCAACAAGGAAGUUCUUGACAGAUUCUGGGACGUUGGCGGCGUCAGGAUUGAGGACAACAUCCUGGUCACCGAGACAGGCUAUGAAAAUUUGACGGAUGCCAUCAAGGAGCCUAGUGAAAUCGAGGCCAUCUUCAGCAAUUAG
Messenger RNA from Geosmithia morbida, 1389 nucleotides. RefSeq lists its product as uncharacterized. The transcript has 4 exons. Gene Ontology annotation, molecular function: manganese ion binding; metalloaminopeptidase activity. The record is from RefSeq and is a predicted model, not a curated record. Bases 1 to 1389 code for a protein of 462 amino acids. NCBI's taxonomy places the organism in Eukaryota, Fungi, Ascomycota, Sordariomycetes, Hypocreales, Bionectriaceae.